AUGACACUACCUUCUGGUGGAGGGUGUGCUAUUUGUAAUGAAGGAUAUUAUAAAGAGGGGACAGAUUGUAUCAGUUGUGAUGUUUCUUGUAGUUUAUGCAAUGAUAGAAUAUCGUGUUCUGAAUGUAACCAAUCUUAUUACAGGUUAUAUAAUAGUUUAAGUAAGUUAUGUCUUCCUUAUGAAAGCCUCACAAAUUGUAUCAACAAAACGAGUUCUGGGUGUUUAAAGUGUUCAGAAGGUUAUUAUUUAGAAGACUCCACAUGUGUUGAAUGUGAAGAAAAUUGCAUUUCGUGUCAAAAUAUUAAUAACUGUGCCAAGUGUGUAACCAGUGAUUAUGUUUUAGUUAACUUUAAAUGUGUUUAUUAUAGUCAAAUUGAUUAUUGUACAUCAGCAAAAGACUCAAAGUGUACAAGCUGUGAAAACAAUAAUAAACCAACGAAUACGGGAGAGUCUUGUGAAGGGUAUAAAAACUAUAGUGUUGCUAUUGGUGUACCAGUUGCUGUCACAAUAGUUUUAUUAUUAUUAAUUAUUAGUAUAAUAAUAGUUGUUAUUGUACUUGUUCAAAGAAAGAAAUUGGAGAAGAAAGAGAGAAAUAUAUGUACCUUCGAUAUGAGUCAUUCGAAUAUCCAAAUGUCAAAGUUAAAAGACGACUUAGUGGCAAAUAAAAAGAAAUUGACGUUUGAUUUGGAUUCUGAUGAGUUAAUACCUGUAGAUGCUGAAACAAGAGAUUUGAUUUGCAUUGGAAACACUUCAAAACACACCAUUAAAAUACAAUUUAGUGUAAUGGAUGGAUGCGACUUUUAUAAAAUCAGAACAGAGCCUUCAAUUGUUAUUUUGAAAAGAAAUUUUGCAUGUGAAUUUGAAGUGUUUAUCAACCCGUUGUGUUCUUCUAUAAUACACGAGAAUGUUAUUGUAACAGCACUGGACAUUUCCACUGGAAUAAUUGACGACGUGAAAAUUGAAGUGGAAGUUGAAACUCAAACAACAACAAAACUGAAUUAUCGAGACAUAGAAGAGACAAAGAAACUGGGUGAGGGUUCGUUUGGGAUUGUAUACAAAGGGAUCUACAGAGGUAAUAUCGUUGCAAUUAAAAAGAUGAAACAAAUUGAAAAUAAAGAAGAUGGACUUGUCGAAUUUGAGAAGGAAGUCUCGAUGUUAGAUAAAUUUAGAAGCGAGUAUAUUGUCCACUUCUAUGGAGCUGUGUUUGUACCAAAUAAGAUAUGUAUGGUCACCGAAUUUGCUCAAUUUGGAAGUUUACAAGACUUGAUGAAAAACAAAACAGCAGAAGAAGUUAAUAUGAAACUAAGGAACAAAUUCGUGUUGGAUGGAGCAAGAGGAAUAUCAUAUUUACACACAAAUGGGAUAUUACACAGAGACAUCAAACCAGACAACUUUUUGAUUGUUUCAAUUGAAAUGGACGACAUCGUUAAUGCGAAAUUAACAGACUUCGGAAGUUCAAGAAAUGUGAAUCUUUUAACAACAAAUAUGACAUUCACUAAAGGUAUUGGUACUCCAGUAUAUAUGGCGCCUGAAGUGUUAAGACAAGAAAAGUACAAAAAAGCUGCAGAUGUCUAUUCAUUUGGUAUAACCAUGUACGAAGUAUUUGGAUGGAAAGAAGCUUAUAAUAAAAAUUCAUUCAAAUUUCCAUGGAAAAUUGCAGAGUUUGUGAUAGCCGGAAGUCGUCUAUCUAAACGUGACAUGAUGAGUGAUGAACAAUAUUUAAUUAUUAAUAAUUGCUGGAAACAAAACAGUAUAGACAGAAUUACUAUUGAAAAUGUUGUUACCAAAUUAGAAAAUUUGAAUUGA
Entamoeba invadens IP1 is the source of this 1806-nucleotide messenger RNA. Its product is annotated as tyrosine protein kinase, putative. Lineage: Eukaryota; Evosea; Mastigamoebida; Endamoebidae. The record is from RefSeq and is a predicted model, not a curated record. Gene Ontology annotation, molecular function: protein kinase activity; ATP binding. Gene Ontology annotation, biological process: protein phosphorylation. The transcript has a single exon. The coding region runs from base 1 to 1806 and encodes 601 amino acids.